AUGGCUGAAGGUGUUUUUGCAGGUGCUGUCGGUAUCGAUUUGGGUACUACCUACUCAUGUGUUGCGACUUACGAGUCGUCGGUUGAAAUUAUCGCCAACGAACAAGGUAACAGAGUUACUCCAUCGUUCGUCGCCUUCACCCCAGAGGAGAGAUUGAUCGGUGACGCUGCUAAGAACCAGGCCGCUUUGAACCCAAAGAACACUGUUUUCGACGCCAAGCGUUUGAUCGGUAGAAGAUACGACGAUGAGUCCGUUCAAAGCGACAUGAAGACCUGGCCAUUCAAGGUCAUCGACGUCAACGACGCCCCAGUCAUCGAAGUCGAAUACUUGGGUGAGACCAAGACUUUCUCCCCUCAGGAGAUCUCGUCGAUGGUGUUGACCAAGAUGAAGGAGACCGCCGAAGCCAAGAUCGGUAAGAAGGUCGAGAAGGCUGUCAUCACCGUGCCAGCUUACUUUAACGACGCCCAGAGACAGGCCACCAAGGACGCUGGUGCCAUCUCCGGUUUGAACGUUCUACGUAUCAUCAACGAGCCCACCGCUGCCGCUAUUGCCUACGGUCUAGGUGCCGGUAAGUCCGAGAAGGAAAGACACGUCUUGAUUUUCGAUUUGGGUGGUGGUACUUUCGAUGUCUCGCUUCUACACAUCGCCGGCGGUGUCUACACCGUCAAGUCGACUUCCGGUAACACCCACUUGGGUGGUCAGGAUUUCGACACCAACAUGUUGGAUCACUUCAAGGGUGAGUUCAAGAAGAAGACCGGUUUGGACAUCUCCAACGACGCCAGAGCCUUGAGAAGAUUGAGAACUGCCGCCGAAAGAGCCAAGAGAACCUUGUCUUCCGUCACUCAGACCACCAUCGAAGUCGACUCCUUGUUCGAAGGUGAGGACUUCGAGACCUCUAUCACCAGAGCCAGAUUCGAAGACAUCAACGCCUCUCUAUUCAAGUCUACUUUGGAACCAGUUGAACAGGUGUUGAAGGACGCCAAGAUCUCCAAGUCUCAAAUCGACGAAGUUGUUUUGGUCGGUGGUUCCACCAGAAUUCCAAAGGUCCAAAAGUUGCUAUCUGACUUCUUCGACGGUAAGCAAUUGGAAAAAUCCAUCAACCCUGAUGAAGCUGUUGCUUACGGUGCCGCCGUUCAAGGUGCUAUCUUGACCGGUCAAUCCACUUCUGAUGACACCAAGGACUUGCUAUUGUUGGAUGUUGCCCCAUUGUCUUUGGGUGUUGCCAUGCAAGGUAAUGUUUUCGCCCCAGUCGUGCCAAGAAACACUACCGUCCCAACCAUCAAGAGAAGAACUUUCACCACUGUCGCUGACCACCAGACCACUGUCCAGUUCCCAGUCUACCAGGGUGAACGUGUCAACUGUAGUGAAAACACCUUGUUGGGUGAAUUCGACUUGAAGGGAAUCCCUCCUUUGCCAGCUGGUGAACCAGUCUUGGAAGCCAUUUUCGAAGUUGACGCCAACGGUAUCUUGAAGGUUACCGCCGUCGAAAAGUCUACUGGUAAGACCGCUAACAUCACCAUCUCCAACGCUGUUGGUAGAUUGUCUUCUGACGAAAUCGAGAAGAUGGUUAACCAGGCCGAAGAAUUCAAGGCUGCUGACGAAGCUUUCGCCAAGAAGCACGAAGCCAGACAGAGAUUGGAAUCUUACGUCGCCUCCAUUGAGCAGACCGUCACUGACCCAAUCUUGUCUUCCAAGAUGAAGAGAGGUAACAAGACCAAGAUCGAAGCCGCUUUGUCUGACGCUAUGGCUGCCUUGGAAAUCGAAGACUCCUCUGCUGACGACUUGAGAAAGGCUGAAGUCGGCUUGAAGAGAGUUGUCACCAAGGCUAUGGCCACUCGUUAA
This is a messenger RNA of Lachancea lanzarotensis, 1842 nucleotides long. RefSeq names its product LALA0S12e03026g1_1 (gene SSB2). The record is from RefSeq and is a predicted model, not a curated record. Bases 1 to 1842 code for a protein of 613 amino acids. Lineage: Eukaryota; Fungi; Ascomycota; Saccharomycetes; Saccharomycetales; Saccharomycetaceae. Gene Ontology annotation, biological process: cellular response to unfolded protein; protein refolding; vesicle-mediated transport. Gene Ontology annotation, molecular function: misfolded protein binding; ATP-dependent protein folding chaperone; ATP binding. The transcript has a single exon. Gene Ontology annotation, cellular component: cytoplasm; plasma membrane; cytosol.